AGGCCGGGCCGGGGCAGGCCGGGCCGAGCCGGAGCCGUGCCCGCCCGUCCUGCCCGCUCCGCACCCUGGGCCCGCCCUCUCGCUGCGGGUUCGCGGCUCCGCCCCGCCCGGCGCCUUCCCACGCCCCAGGUGUUCCCCGCCGAGCCGUGCCGCUCCCCCUCGGCAGCAGCAGCCCGGACAGGUCGCGGCGGCGGAGGGGCAGCCCGCUACCGCGGGAGGCAGACGGUGCGCGGCGGUUCCGGGGCCGCAGCAUGGCCCGAAGGCGGGCGCGCCGCCGGCGCCCGGCCCCCUGAGGAGUCACAGCGGGGCUGGCUGCUGGCCGGGCUCCGCGGGACACGGCUCUGGCGCUUCUCCGCGCUCCCGAGCGGGGCAGCCAUGUCCGGAACCAUGAAGUUCAACGGGUACCUGAAGGUGCGGAUUGGGGAGGCUGUGGGUCUGCAGCCCACCCGCUGGUCCCUCCGGCACUCGCUCUUCCGCAAGGGCUACCAGCUCUUGGAUCCUUAUGUCACCGUUAGCGUGGACCAGGUUCGCGUAGGGCAGACGAGCACCAAGCAGAAGACCAACAAGCCCACCUACAACGAGGAGUUCUCCGCCACGGUUACCGACGGCCAUCAGAUCGAGCUGUCCGUCUUCCACGAUACCCCCAUAGGCUACGACGACUUCGUGGCCAACUGCACCUUGCACUUCCAGGACCUCCUGCGCUCCGCGGGCCCUAGCGACAGUUUCGAAGGCUGGGUGGAUUUGGAGCCAGAAGGCAAAGUGUUUGUCGUCAUAACUCUUACAGGCAGCUUCAGAGAAGGCACCCUCCCGAGGGAUCGGGUGUUCAAGAACCUGACUCGGAAGCGGCAGCGGGCGAUGCGAAGGCGAGUGCACCAGGUGAACGGGCACAAGUUCAUGGCCACCUACCUGCGCCAGCCUACCUACUGCUCACACUGCAGGGAGUUCAUCUGGGGUGUGUUUGGGAAGCAGGGAUACCAGUGCCAAGUAUGCACCUGUGUCGUACACAAGCGUUGCCACCACCUGAUUGUUACAGCUUGCACAUGCCAAAACAAUGCUAACAAGACUGAUCUCAAGGUGACUGAGCAGAGGUUUGGAAUCAACAUUCCUCAUAAGUUCAGCGUCCACAACUACAAAGUCCCAACUUUCUGUGACCACUGCGGGUCCUUGCUCUGGGGAAUCAUGCGCCAGGGGCUGCAGUGCAAAAUCUGUAAAAUGAAUGUGCACAUUCGAUGCCAAGCAAACGUUGCACCCAACUGUGGGGUGAACUCAGCGGAGCUUGCUAAGACCUUGGCCUGCAUGGGACUGCAACCAGGCAGCAUCUCCCCCAAUGCGAAACUGGUGUCAAGAUCUACUUUGAGACAUCAGGGAAAAGGCAGCCUGAAAGAUGGCAACAACAUUAGCGAAAGUUCAGCAAGCAAACUUGGGAUUAAAGACUUAACCUUCCUUCGUGUGUUGGGGAAAGGCAGUUUUGGAAAGGUGAUGCUUGCCAAGAUGAAAGAGAGUGGGCAGCUUUAUGCAGUGAAGGUGUUGAAGAAGGAUGUCAUUCUCCAAGAUGAUGAUGUCGAAUGUACCAUGACUGAGAAACGCAUCCUUUCCUUAGCAAGAAACCACCCAUUCCUCACCAAGCUCUACUGUUGCUUCCAGACUCCUGAUCGCCUGUUCUUUGUGAUGGAGUUCGUGAACGGCGGCGACUUGAUGUUCCACAUUCAGAAGUCGCGUCGCUUCGAUGAGGACCGGGCACGCUUCUACGCUGCUGAGAUCAUUUCAGCCCUCAUGUUUCUCCACGAAAGAGGCAUCAUUUAUCGGGACUUGAAGCUGGACAACGUGCUGCUGGACUAUGAGGGUCACUGCAAGCUGGCAGACUUUGGAAUGUGCAAAGAGGGCAUUCACAACGGCAUUACCACAGCCACCUUCUGUGGUACACCAGACUACAUCGCUCCAGAGAUCCUGCAGGAGAUGCUCUAUGGCCCUGAUGUGGACUGGUGGGCCAUGGGCGUGCUGCUGUACGAGAUGCUGUGCGGCCACGCGCCUUUCGAGGCAGAGAACGAGGAUGACCUCUUUGAGGCGAUUCUGAACGAUGAAGUUGUCUACCCAACGUGGCUCCAGCAGGAUGCAGUGGCAAUCCUCAAAGCAUUCAUGACGAAGAACCCCAACAUGAGGCUGGGCAGCCCAGGGCUGGGCGGAGAGAGCGCGAUCCUGCGGCACCCCUACUUCAGAGAGCUGGACUGGGACCUGCUGAACCAGCGCCAGAUGGAGCCACCCUUCAGGCCCCGAAUUAAGUCCAAAGAUGACGUGAGCAACUUUGAUCCUGAUUUUAUAAAAGAGGAGCCCAUCCUGACUCCCAUUGAAGAAGGAAUUCUGCCCAUGAUAAGCCAAGAUGAAUUCAGAAACUUUUCAUUCACAAGCCCAGAACUGCAGCAGUAGCUACAGCUCUGGGAAAGGGCUUUUGAAAGGACUGGGGUGGGGAGGGGGAAGGAAAUGAAACCCAGGUUUACCAGAAAUUUCAUUCUCAAGGAGUAACAGUGCACUGACUUCAUGCAAUGCAGCAGCACCACUGUCAACGUUACCUUAAUGUGAAACUGAAACCUUCCUGUGGUUGUAGGAUUCAUGCAGCUCUUGGAUCAAAUAUUGACGGGGUGGAACAAAGCUGAUCCUGUAGAUAGCUGAUGCAGAGUGAAUUGCAUGCUGAGCUGGUUGGCUCAGCCUGAGCCUCGCUGCUUGCAGUGGAUUCAAGGAGUCGGAGUGAGCUUGGAACAAGUGUCUUGCAGCUCUGAGCCAGGCAGACCUGUCACAACUCCCAUUGUUUGCAAGACUGUUUUGAAGAGUCCCAGCACUGUUCAGCAUUUUGGAGCCACGAUCCAGCACCCCUUGGCCUUGACUGAACCAGACGUUUCCUGCUGACUUUCCCCUGUUUCUUCAGUAUUUAUUUCUUCCUGAAGGACAAAUGAUUCUCUUUGCCACUGUUUAGGCUUCCCUGUGAACUGUUUCAUCGUGCUGACUAGCAGAAGGAAAACCCCAAAUGCCCCUGUGCCCCAUGCAGGUCCUUCCAAAUCCAAGGGGAAGCCACCUGCUCAUAGUCUGUUCCUGUUUGUGCGAUAUCAGAAGUUUCAGUGUUUGCAUUCUGUGAAAUGCCUUUUUACAUCAUGCAUCUUCAGUGCUCCUUUCUUUGCCUCCCAGCUGGUCUCAACUCUAAGGUAACUUGUAAAACCUUACUGUUCAUUUAGGCCUGUUCUAUUUAAUUAUGUUACACAGAGCCCCUUUUGUGGCUUUAGUGCCUCAUUAAAAUUCUGACCCAAA
Pogoniulus pusillus (Red-fronted tinkerbird) is the source of this 3297-nucleotide messenger RNA. RefSeq names its product protein kinase C eta (gene PRKCH). The record is from RefSeq and is a predicted model, not a curated record. NCBI's taxonomy places the organism in Eukaryota, Metazoa, Chordata, Aves, Piciformes, Lybiidae. The coding region runs from base 376 to 2424 and encodes 682 amino acids. Gene Ontology annotation, biological process: intracellular signal transduction; peptidyl-serine phosphorylation. Gene Ontology annotation, molecular function: diacylglycerol-dependent serine/threonine kinase activity; ATP binding. The transcript is spliced from 14 exons.